AUGCCCUCGAAACACCUGAAAUCCAAGGACGGCCGUGUCACAAAGAGGAAGCCGGUAAAGAACAGCGGGCGCACUCUUCCAGCCAAACUGGGCGACACUGUGUCUGACGGCACGGAUGACGAGGGCGAAGGAGAUAUGGCAGAAAGUAAGUUCUUCAGCGAGGGAAACGGCACGAAGAGGACGCGUUCUACAUGCUCUAAGAAGAAGCUAGACGACGAAGAAGAGUAUCAGGACGACGAAGAAGAGCACCGGCGAAGUGGCAAGAAGAUCUACGACAGCGACGCCCUCGACGAGGAUUCCGACUUCGAGGACGAUGCAGACGAGAAGAAGAGGAAGCGGAAGUUGACUACACGGUCCUCUCCAAAUAAAUCCCGGUCUCCGAAGAAGAGAAAGACCAAAGACGAGGAUGAAGAUGACUACGACGAUGACCUCCCAGAAGGCACUGAGGUCGUUGGAAAGGUUGUCCUGGCUCCGAGCACAGGACGUGUUCCCCCGGGCCAGAUAUCGCAAAACACGCUCGACUUUUUGAAUGAUUUGAAGAAGCCCGAGUGCAACGAUCGGCAAUGGUUCAAACUUCAUGAACCCGUGUACCGCCAGGCAGAGCAAGAAUGGAAAGAUUUCGUCGAAGCUUUCACCGACCUUCUUAUAGAAGUUGACUCUCAAAUCCCUCACCUACCACCUAAAGACGUCAUUCACCGCAUUUACCGUGAUAUGCGGUUCAGUAACGAUAAGACGCCAUACAAGAAGGCUUUCUCGGCGAGCUUCUCUCGGAGUGGUCGAAAAGGAAUCUUCGCAGGCUGUACGUUGCAACACAUGCAGAUCUAUAAACAUGUUCUCAUCUACAUUUUCAGAUCAUAUCGAAACAAUCCUACCUCAGAGCAGGUGCGUCGCGUUCUGCCCCGUUGUCUUGAUGCAACAGGAGUGACCUUGCUCGACCAAGUGCAACCCGGGAAGGAGAGCAUCAUUGCUGCGGGAACUUGGUGUCCAGGUCGUAACGAACUACUGACCAUUAGAAAUCCUCGACGACUCCGAAGCGUCAUCUCUUUGCCUGAUUUUGUCAAAUAUUUUGGAAAACCCGAACCUCAUCCGAAGGGAGAAAAGCAGAAUAUCUUCGGACAAGAGGGCGAGCUGAAGACUGCGCCGAAGGGUGUUGACAAGGAUCACAAAGAUAUUGACCUCUUGAAGUGCCGUUCAUUCUGUGUUUUCUACCGCUUUUCCGACAGCGAGGUGUUAUCGUCUGAUUUCAGGGUCAAGCUGGCAACCAUUGCACAGGUACUGCAGCCCUUCGUUCAUUGUCUCAAUGAUAUGAUGACGAUUAUGGGCACUGACAAUGACGACGACGAAGAACAUUCAGGCGAAGAUUGA
This is a messenger RNA of Cyclocybe aegerita, 1365 nucleotides long. The record is from the annotation of a GenBank genome assembly. NCBI's taxonomy places the organism in Eukaryota, Fungi, Basidiomycota, Agaricomycetes, Agaricales, Hemipholiotaceae.